AUGGAUAUUAAAUGGGGAUGCCAAGAAAGGUUAUUCUUUGAGUUUUAUAAUUCCAACUGGUGGGGUCGUGCACAACAACAUAUACCAUCCAAAAAUAAGUUUGGGAAUAUUCCAACGGACCUUCGAAAUAAAGCUGAGGCCAAAGUGCUUGUUGGUAUUAUACCAACAUUGCAGGGAACAAAAGAUGAACAUCAGACGUCACAGUUUCGACAAUUAAUUAGAUCAGUUUUUCACAAAUGUAUUAACAUCUUAAUUGAGCCAUUACAUUCUCAGUAUCACUCUGGUGUAUUAUUAAAGGUUAACAGUUAUAAUAUAAGAUGUAAUAUAAUAUUGGCAUCUAUUAUUGGAAACUGGCCUGAAAACUGCAAAUCAUGUUUAACUUAUAGUGGAACGAGUUGUGCACGACCUUGUCACACCUGUCUUGUAGGAAAGAAUGAACUAAAUGCUAUUGAUUUGCCCACUAAUCAUAAGUCAUUGCAAUGGGACAAAGCAAAGAUUACUCAUUACAUGAAGAAACCAAUAGUUUUUGGAAUCAUCUGUAAGGCAUCAGAGUACAAGCACAUGAUGAAAGUUAUGCCUUUCGUUCUUGAGGGUCUUUUUGAGGGAAAAAAAAAUGAAUUACUUGUUCAAAUGUUUGUUAAUUGGAAUAAAAUGUAUUGUUAUUCAAGACAAUAUAAAUUUACACAGACUGACCUUUGUCAAUUUGAGUCACUUGUUGAGUCAUAUAAACGUAAUGAAGAAAGCAUCUCUGAAAUUCUUGAAGGUUUACACCAUUUUAUUCCCGUACUGAACGAUUAUUUUAAACUUUUACCUCCUAUGUCUAAAACACAAAUGGAAAAGACAGAAGCUAAUUUAAUUUUAUAUGAAUCUUUCACAUUAACUAAUAAUGAACAAGUUAGAGCUACAAAAAAUUACUAUAAUGCACCGAUGUUUAGUGAUGUUGCUGUUUUUAUGAACUUAGAGCAAAAAGAAUUUAAGACAUAUGAUGGAUAUUGCUUUGCGAA
Molecule: messenger RNA, 1004 nt
Organism: Cetraspora pellucida
Lineage: Eukaryota; Fungi; Glomeromycota; Glomeromycetes; Diversisporales; Gigasporaceae
Source: the annotation of a GenBank genome assembly